This is a messenger RNA of Pelodiscus sinensis (Chinese soft-shelled turtle), 703 nucleotides long. RefSeq names its product SLC35A4 uORF mitochondrial inner membrane regulator (gene SURMIR). NCBI's taxonomy places the organism in Eukaryota, Metazoa, Chordata, Testudines, Trionychidae. The record is from RefSeq and is a predicted model, not a curated record.
GUUUAAAGAUGGCGACUGCGCCGCCUUCGUUCCUUUCCCUUGUUCGGGCAGCGUCCCGUGACGCCUCGUGCCCAAAGCGCCUUUCCCGGCUACCAAUACGCAUGCGUGGGCUCUAGCGCGCCCGUGCUGGGCGCUGCGCAUGUGCGCACGGAGGCCCGGGCCCGAAGAUGGCGGACGACAAGGACUCGCGGCCAAAGCUGAAGGAUCUUGCGUUUUUGAAGUCUCAGCUGGAGAACUUGCAGCAGCGCGUGGAGGACGAGGUGCAGGCUGGGGUGGGCCAGGAUGGCUCUUUGCUGGCAUCUCCAUUUCUCAAAGGGUUUCUGGCAGGUUACGUUGUAGCCAAACUCCGAUCUUCUGCAGUCCUAGGAUUUGUGGCUGGGACUUGCACUGGAAUCUAUGCAGCUCAGGUCUAUGCCGUUCCCAAUGUCGAAAAGACAAUCCGAGACUAUAUCAGCUCGCUGAGGAAGGGACCAGACUAGAGGAGAAUUCUUUGGACAACAGUGCACUCCAGAAACAUCUCUCCUCACCUUAGACCUCCUAGACAACUCUGACAUGAUCUUAAGGGGCCCCCCGGACUGCAGCUACAUGUGUCAUUCUGGCCCAUUGUAAAACAUGUUUAAUACCAGAUCAGUGUGAAAUAUCAGCCGGUCUGAUUACAAAAUAUUAAUCAGAAUACCCUGAAGGUAGCAACCGCUGCUUUCAG